Molecule: messenger RNA, 4299 nt
Organism: Trichogramma pretiosum
Lineage: Eukaryota; Metazoa; Arthropoda; Insecta; Hymenoptera; Trichogrammatidae
Product: kinesin-like protein KIF20A
Exons: 15
Coding region: 182-3859 (1225 amino acids)
Biological process (GO): microtubule-based movement; mitotic spindle assembly
Cellular component (GO): spindle microtubule; nucleus
Molecular function (GO): ATP binding; microtubule binding; plus-end-directed microtubule motor activity
Source: RefSeq, a predicted model, not a curated record
ACUGAGAAUUCAAAUAUUCCAACCGUCGCGCGACCUUUUGCCAAACGUCAUUUGAAAGUACACAUUUCGUGCGAAUGGUUUGUUUUUUCGACAAUAACAUUGUAAAUCAAAUGUUGUGCGAGGUUUUGCCAUAACCGUGUUUCAGUUUUAUGAACAUCAAGAAUCCACAAACUUGUCAAAGAUGAGUAUCUCAAACAGACCCUCGGACACCGAGGCUUCGUUGACUUCGGGCGGCGAUAUGUCAUAUUUAUAUGGCAGAGAUCCCAGCAUUCUGGCGUACGGUCAAAGACCCUUCCCAUCGCAAGAGCUAAAGAAAAAUCUCUACUCGUUGUUGGAGGAGGAAAAAGAGGAGACCGAGUCGAUCGAGAGCUCGGACCGCGUGACCAGUUGCUCGGAAAAAACCGGCCUUCAGACCGUCAAGGUGUUCUUGCGCAUGAAGCCGUUCCCAUCGAGGAUCACGCUGACCAAGGAGCAGGCCGAGGCCUACACGAUCAUUGACUCCACCACACUGCUGACGAAAAUGCCCUCGCUCGACAACAACGCGAGCUGUCUCAAAAAAAUGAAACCGAACGAGAUCGUUUGCCGAAAUUUUACCUUCACGCAGACCUUCGGGCCCGAAACGUCGCAACUGCAGCUGUUCGAGGAAGCUGUCAAACCCCAAAUGUUGGACUUCAUAUCUGGACAAAAUUCAGCUGUUAUGUCGUACGGCACAACGAAUUCCGGCAAAACAUAUACUCUUCAAGGUAAUUCGGAAUCCCCCGGUAUCAUUCCGCGCGGUAUCGAAUUCGUAUUCAGCCACAUCGAGCCCGACAGCACCCCUCAUUACAAACCGGUCGGUCAUUGCGAGGUCAUGGCUCUGCACGCGCACGAAAGGCUACUGGAAGCUGAUCAGAAGAUGAAGCUGCUCAGUUUUUAUUCGCUCGAUAAAAACUGCCACAUCAAUACUUACAGACAAAUGCAACAGUUGCUGAAGCAAGAAGCGUCGACGUCCUCGAUCAUCGCCACCAAUGCUCGAUACUCGGUCUGGGUAUCGUUCGCGGAAAUAUACAACGAGACGAUCUAUGAUCUCUUGUGGAACGGUUGUCAGAAGAAGAGACCCUCGUUGAAGCUGGCCACAGACAGCAAAGGUAGAGCCUACAUCAAAGGCUUGCGAAGCGUGUGCGUCGCUUCCGGGUCCGAAGCUUAUCAAGUUUUAAUGACUGGACAGUAUAAUUUGAAAGUCGCUGCUACUGCCCUAAAUUCAAAAAGCUCGAGAUCCCACUGCAUUUUCACUAUCAAAUUGCUGAAAUAUUAUUCCCAGAACGAUCCUAAUUCGGUCGACGUCAGCAUAUUUUCAUUCUGCGAUCUGGCUGGUUCAGAACGACUGAAGAAAACGUUAAACGUUGGAGAGCGUCUAAAAGAGGCUCAAAACAUUAACACGAGUUUAUUAGUCUUGGGAAGAUGUUUGCAAACCAUUUAUACAGCUCAAUCGUCCGCGAAACCACAAAAGCACGAGUCUAUCGGUCCAUUUAGAGAAUCAAAAUUAACAAGGCUCUUCCAAAGAGCAUUAUCAGGAAAAGAACAAAUGUCUAUGAUUGUUAAUGUCAAUCCCGUUCCCAAUCUGUACGAGGAAACACAAAACGUACUCAAAUUCUCGGCGAUUGCAAAAAAAAUUGUGAUCGAAAGAGUUCCAAUUUCCAAACGUAGGCAAUCGUUGUCACGUUUUUCAAGAAUAGUUACUCAAAGUAAAAAGAAUCACAUGGAUUGGGAAAACACUGAGCUGUCUGAUGCUGCCGAUACUCUAGAUGAAGAAGACGACGAGGAGGAUGAAAAUAGUGAAGAUGAAGAGAAUGAUGAAAUGUAUACGAAUCUAUUAAUUGAAAAUAAAAAGUUGAAAACUGAAAUUGAAGAGCUGAAAGCUACAUCUUUGCAGAGAGAUUUGCAAACUCGACAGGAGAUGACGGAUAUGUAUACUGAAAUGAUAAAGCAAAUUGAAAAUGAUUGGAAAUCUCGCUUGAAUGAUAUGGAAGAACAACAAGAAGAUUUAAGAGAAUUAGCUGUUGAACGCAUCGAAGGAUUUUAUCAAGCUAAGCUUAAAAAAGCAGGCUCAAAUCGUUCGAAAAGAGCCUUAUCUACAUCGUUUAACGAAAAAGAUGAUGAAGCGAAUGAGAAAAAAGAUACUUCCGAUGGUCGACUGGAGUCAUUAAUGAAAUCAAUGAUGGAUGCUUCAUUAUUGGAUGAUAGUUAUAACGGAAAUGACAAAAGUUCAGACGAUCAAAUAAAAGAGCUACAAGAAGUUAUACGCAAAAAGAAUGACAGAAUACAAACAAUGAAAACGUUCUUAAAUGAAGCUAAAGAAGAGUAUAUUACCAUUACUGGUGAGGCUGAGAAAUUAGAAGAAAAAGUAAAAAAACAAGAGGAAUUACUUAUAGAGAAUGAAGAGCAUAUCAAUGAUUUAGAGGAACAACUUAAUCAGGCAAAUGCAUAUUCAGCUGAACAAAGUAAAACUAUUGAAACGCUUGAGGAGGACUUAGAAAAUCAAACGAAAAGACUACAUGAAAUGUAUGAAUUAGUCAUACAAUUAGCAGUUGAUGUGAAACUUGAUAAAGAUCAUGUACCCGAAAAAAUCAAUACUUCAAACGGUAAUGAAAGUGAACUCAGAGAUUUUGAAAAAUCAAAACAUUACUUGAAAGAAGCUAGAUUGCAGUUUGAAUCAUUGAUGACAGAAAACACAGAAUUGAACGAAAAAUUAGCUUGCGUAAAAAAUACAGUAAUAAUGUCAACACAAACCAGUGAUUCUCUGCUCUGUGAUAGUGUUCGUUCAUCGUCAAAUAACUCAUCCGAGGUUCAUGAUACUAACAUGAAAGAGACUCAAGGUGAUAAUGAAAAACAGCAUGUUAUCGAAGAGGUUGAUAAAAUUGAAUUAGAAAUAAAGAAUGAAAAAGCAAAAUUGGAAGAAUUAAACAGAUCUAACUUAGAAAAAGAAUUAAAAGCUUCAUUAUUGAAAUUAGAAAAUGAAGCUUACGAUCUUAAGCAAUUAAUAGAAGAAAAAAAUGAGCAAAAUAAAAAGCUAAUGGAUAGAUUGGACGAAGCUAUUAAUCGCGAAAGAGAAAAAGAUGAUGAAAUUCAAAGCCUGAAUAUUGCAUUAAAGAAAAUGUUGAAGGAGAAUGAAGAAACAACAAAAAAAAUGGAACUGGAGUUGAAAAAAGUUCUGCAAGAUAUAGUAGCAGCAAAUCUUGAAGUACAAAAUUAUAAAGACAAAUGUGAAAAAAUGGACGUUGAAUACAGGCAAGUUAUUCACAUUUUGGAAAUGAGAAUAGGUUCUCUUGAAAAAACAGCAGAAGGAAAACAUGAGACGAUUGAAGCAUUACAAUCGAAGAAUAGUGAAUUAGAAAAUGCUAUUCAAAAUAAAGAAGAAGAAUUCCAAAAGUUCUCUGCCAAUCGUAAUGAAACAGUUGCCAAAUACGAGAACCUGGUCCAAGUUCAAUCUCAAGAAUUGGAUAAACUUAAAAAAGAAGUUGAACGAUUGGGCGAAUAUCUUAUAAGGUAUAAUCAAAUAUCAACUGAAGAAAAUAAUUACAAUACAAGAAGACGCAAAGAUACCAAAGAGAGUACAACUAAACAAAAAGCAAAUAAAACUCAAAUUAAAAAAGAACCUGAUAUGACUCUUCACGAUCUCAAUUCAUCAGAUUCUGAUCAUAUACUCUCACCUAAAACCGCAAAAACAGCGUCUAAAGAAACUGUAUCAACUAAAAAGACAAGGAGAAAGAAAUUAUUUAAUGGCGUUGAUGAAUCAUUUGUUGAUGUUGACCAAAGUGGACCUUCACCCAAACCCACCCCAUCUAUUUCAGCUCGAAGUUUGAGAAACAGGAGGAAAUGAUAGUAUUUUUUUAAAAAUACUUUAUUUUUUUAUGAAUGCGUUCGCCUUGAAUUCUGAUACUCGAUAAUUUAUUAGAUUUAUAGAUUUAUAGAUUUUGAUUUUAAUUGUCUUUAUUUUUAAAGUGCAUUAAUCCAUAUUCGUAGUAAAUCUGAUUUACUUUUUAUUAUUAUAAGUUAAUUUUUUUGUAAAUUAAAGAUCUAUCGUCGUGAUUAAAGUGCAAAACAUACUUUAAAAUUUACAUUGAAAUGAAAAUCGAGGUAAUAUAACAAAAAAAUUUGUUGAACUUUUCAAUAUUGUAAUAUAGUUGAUGUAACCCUAUUUGUGUUGAAUUUGUAUUUCAUAUGAAUAAUUUAACGUAAUAAUAUAUUUUUUUAUAAUCAAUAUUAUUUUUAAAUAUAUCUUGUAUGAUACCUAAAAAAGUAUGAGCUUUUUUCCAUUUC